Molecule: messenger RNA, 3309 nt
Organism: Chiloscyllium plagiosum (whitespotted bambooshark)
Lineage: Eukaryota; Metazoa; Chordata; Chondrichthyes; Orectolobiformes; Hemiscylliidae
Source: RefSeq, a predicted model, not a curated record
GGCCUUGAAGCACAGUUACUCGGAAACGUGGUGAGGAAAGAACGGCCUGAACUCGAGGAGCAGAAAGAUUCGCUGGUGAUGAACAUUGCAGCUGGCAAGAAGAAACUCAAAGAACUGGAGGACGAAAUUCUCAGGCUGUUGAAUGAGGCAACGGGCUCACUCCUUGAUGAUGUGCAACUUGUGAACACACUGCAGACCUCGAAGGUGACUGCCACUGAGGUUGCAGAGCAGAUCGAGAGCAGUGAGACCACGGAAGUGAAAAUCGACUCAGCUCGAGAGGGUUACCGCUCAUGUGCUGAGCGAGCCUCCAUCCUCUUCUUUGUGUUGAACGAUAUGGGAAAAAUCGACCCCAUGUACCAAUUUUCACUGGACGCCUACAUCGACCUGUUCAACCUGAGCAUAGAGAAGAGUAAACGCAGCCCCAAACUGCAGGAGCGCAUCACCAAUCUCAAUGAAUAUCACACCUAUGCUGUCUACAGGUAUACAUGCAGAGGGCUCUUUGAGCGACACAAGCUUCUUUUCAGUUUUCAAAUGUGCAUCAAGAUCCUGGAGGUGGCCGGGAAACUCAACAUGGACGAGUACAACUUCUUCCUGCGUGGGGGUGUGGUGUUGGAUAGAGAGGAACAGAUGGAUAAUCCUUGUCCUUCCUGGCUUGCUGAUGUCAACUGGGACAACAUCACAGAGCUCGAUAAAUUAACAAACUUCCAUGGUAUUAUGAACUCCUUUGAGCAGUAUCCCAAAGACUGGCAUGCUUGGUACACCAAUGCUGAGCCAGAAACAGCUGUGCUGCCAGUUGAGUGGGAUAAUACCUGCAAUGAGCUCCAGCGCAUGCUGAUCGUACGAUCCUUAAGGCAGGACCGCAUCGCUUUCUGCGUGACCUCGUUCAUUGUCAACAACCUUGGCUCCAAGUUUGUGGAACCUCCUGUGCUGGAUAUGAGAUCGGUCAUUGAUGACUCCAACUCGAGGACGCCGCUGAUAUUUGUGCUCUCCCCUGGGGUGGAUCCCACUAACUCCCUGCUCCAGCUUGCUGAAUACUCUGGUAUGGCGAACAGCUUCCUCGCUCUCUCACUGGGUCAGGGUCAAGCCCCCAUCGCCACCCGUAUGAUUACAGAAGGUGUAACAGAAGGUAACUGGGUGUUCCUUGCAAACUGUCACUUGUCGCUGUCAUGGAUGCCCCAGUUGGAUAAGCUGAUAGAGCAGCUGCAAGUGCAGGAUCCACAUCCCAAUUUCCGCCUCUGGAUAAGCUCCAGCCCUCACCCUGACUUUCCUGUCUCCAUCCUACAGACCAGCAUCAAGAUGACGACAGAGCCACCAAAGGGCAUCAAAGCAAACAUGAAGCGCUUGUACAACCUUUUGACCGAUCAGCAAUUCAAACGUUGCUCCAAACCCAGGAAGUUUAAGAAGCUGCUGUUCGCCCUGUGUUUCUUCCACAGUGUCCUCCUGGAACGCAAGAAAUUCCAACAGCUUGGCUGGAACAUUGUCUACGGUUUCAACGACUCAGACUUUGAGGUAUCAGAAAACCUCCUGAGUAUUUACCUGGAUGAGUAUGAUGUAACACCGUGGGAUGCGCUCAAGUAUCUGAUAGCAGGGGUGAAUUAUGGAGGCCAUGUAACCGAUGACUGGGAUCGCCGGCUGCUGAGCACAUAUAUCAACGAUUACUUCUGUGACAAAGCAGUGACCACCCCUUACUACAAGCUUUCCAUCCUGGAUAACUACUACAUCCCGAAAGACGGAGACCUGGAAUCCUACCGAGAGUACAUAAACAUGUUGCCUCCCAUGGAACACCCUGAGGCCUUUGGGCAACAUCCGAACGCGGACGUGGCCAGUGAGAUCACCGAGGCCCGCAGGCUCUUCGAGACGCUGCUGUCUCUCCAGCCGCAGGUCACCACUGCUGUGGGCAAAGGCCUGUCCAGGGAAGAAAAGGUACUCGAACUGUCAGCUGAUGUGCUCCAGAGGACCCCAGAGGACCUCGACUAUGAGGGGACCCAACUGAUGUUGCAGGAAGACCCUUCUCCCUUGAAUGUCGUACUUUUACAGGAGAUUCAACGUUACAACAUUCUUCUCAAUGUCAUCAGGACAUCCCUGACUGAACUAAAGAUGGCAAUCCAAGGCCUGGUUGUCAUGUCCACUGACCUGGAGGAAAUAUUCAGCUGUAUCCAUGAUGCUCAUGUUCCGCCUUUAUGGGAAAUGGCCUACCCCUCAAUGAAGCAACUUGGAGCCUGGACUCGUGACCUGGUUCACAGAGUGGAGCAGCUGGCCAAAUGGGCUGAGACGACGCACCCACCUAUCAUCUUCUGGAUUUCUGGUUUCACCUUCCCCACGGGAUUCCUCACUGCAGUGUUACAGCUGGCAGCUCGCAAGAACACGAUAUCAGUGGACUCACUGUCCUGGGAAUUUAUAGUUUCUGUGGUUGAUGAUAAUAACCUGCUGGAACCACCCAAGGAUGGUGUCUAUGUGAGGGGCAUGUUCCUCCAAGGAGCAGGAUGGGACAAGAGGAAUGCUUGCCUGGUGGAAGCUGAACCCAUGCAACUGGUCUGUGCCAUGCCAUCGAUUCAUUUCAAACCAGUGGAAAACAAGAAAAAGUCUGGAAAAGGGAUCUAUUCCUGUCCAUGUUAUUACUACUCCCAGAGAUCAGGAAGCAGCCGACACACGUCGUUUGUGGUGGGGAUUGAGCUGAAAACUGGAGACAAGCCACCCGAUCACUGGAUCAAACGGGGGACUGCACUUUUACUCAGUCUUGAUUAUUAGGACCUUUGAGGAAUCCUCCCACUCUGAGGAGGAUUUGAUCAUCACCAGACUGCUGCUACACACCCGGAGGGAAUACAGCAAUCAUUUCUGAGGAAGCCAAAGGAAACUCUUGUUUGUAACACCUUACCGGCAAAGUGUAUUUCACUGUUGCUCCUCGUAUAAUCACCAGUCCAGCUCCACAAUCAAAGGUCAUUUUUAAUUAGAUACUGCACCAAUAAAUAUUUUUAUAACUUUGUGUGGUGCCACAGUAUCUGGUGGAAUAUUUGUACCAUGCGGAAGCUAGGCAAUAAUCCUCUCGGAUAAAGGAACCCAACUAUCUCCCCUUCAACAGCACGGUGACCAUUGUGAAUCCCCACAAUUUGGGUUACCAAGUGAGGAAUGCAGGCAGAGAGAGGAGACACUGAACAGUAAUGAAUACCUCCCUCACCUUCCAGAAUUUGGCUCAUAACAACAGGAAAUAGUUUCAGUUCUCAAAUACCUGAAGACAGCAAACACUCCCAGGGACAGGGGAAGUACAGGGGUUAGAUACAGAGUAAAGCUCCCUCUACAUCGUCCUCCCCA